AUGGACAAGCGCUUCCUCCGGCGAUUGGUCGUCGACACCACCGAAGCCACGAGCUUUGUGCUCGACAAGCGGUUUUUCGGCGACCGGACCACCGACAACAACACGUUUAACCCGACGAAAUCAAGCAGUUUCAGCCGAACUGGCGGCUUCACCACCAUCUACGACUUGCAAGGCCCUCACAAGGACUCGGUGGUGAGCGGAGAUCUUGGAAUAGACAACGUUCUUGUGGGAAGGUACACAAUUCGACCGGAAUUCGGGGUUGCCCAGGCGGCGGAGAGCUCGGAUUCGGCGUUGAAGGACUUUGACGGACAGUACGUCGCUGGCAGAAUCGGAUUCGCCAGGGGAGAUAACCCAUUGACCAACUUCCGGGUCCAGUUGCUCAACAGAUUCAAGACGUCGUCUAUCUGUCUGGCUGUUUUCCAGGACGGCAAAGGGUGAGUAAAAAGGGGGUUUUGGGAAUAUAAACUAAGUAUCGUUCCGUAGAGAAGAUACUGGCGGGUCGUCGCUAAGCCGUCGCAGAGCGAUGAUGGGCAAUUCCAAGGCAUGACGACCCGUCGUUAUUUUUCCGACAGACUGAUAGCCCACAAUGUCCAUGCACUUUAUCAAUAUACUAUCAGUCUGUCGGGAAAAUAAUGUUCACAGUGCCGCCAAUCGCGUCGCUGAAGUAAAGAAAAAACAAUUUGAUUUUGCCGCGACAAAAUUUAUUUUCUCGGGAGCAAUGCUAUUUUCGACACGGCAGAGUGCUCAUUAUUUUCCCAACAGAUUGAUAAAAUUCUAUCGCUUUCAGCAGUUUCACUCCAACCGUCUCGCUCGGAGCUCCCCGUAUUCCACCGGCCGACCUGAUCACCAGCUUCAAGGCGGACAACGACAAGGAUGGGCUCUGGAGAAUCCCGUUGAAUUCGAUUUCCAUCGGCAACUUCAGCGCCACCGUCAACGCCAGGGCCAUCUUUAGCAGCGCUUUGGACGAGAUUGUGGUGCCGUUCAACUUGUUGCCGCGAAUUGCCGCCGCCCUCAAGGCCAAAUACAACAAGAACAGCUCAUGUAUUGUUGUGGACUGCCAGAACGAGGUCCCGUUGAAGCUGAAUAUUAACGGCACAGAGAUUGUGAUCCCAGCCGAAGACUAUUCGAAAAAGGUUGAUGGAGUUUGCUACUUGAAGAUUACCCGGUUCAAUUCCCCAUAUUACAUUUUGGGAGCCAACAUCUUGACGAAGAGGGGAAUAUGCUUGGAUUUUGAGAAAGAGACCGUCACUCUGUACAAGGCGAAUCGUGGCGCGUUGGAGGGUACUAUUACUCUGUGA
Messenger RNA from Bursaphelenchus xylophilus (pine wood nematode), 1298 nucleotides. The record is from the annotation of a GenBank genome assembly. Lineage: Eukaryota; Metazoa; Nematoda; Chromadorea; Rhabditida; Aphelenchoididae.